Marmota monax (woodchuck) is the source of this 6793-nucleotide messenger RNA. RefSeq names its product zinc finger and BTB domain containing 41 (gene Zbtb41). Gene Ontology annotation, cellular component: nucleus. Gene Ontology annotation, biological process: regulation of transcription by RNA polymerase II. The transcript has 11 exons. NCBI's taxonomy places the organism in Eukaryota, Metazoa, Chordata, Mammalia, Rodentia, Sciuridae. The coding region runs from base 223 to 2949 and encodes 908 amino acids. Gene Ontology annotation, molecular function: RNA polymerase II transcription regulatory region sequence-specific DNA binding; DNA-binding transcription factor activity, RNA polymerase II-specific; protein binding. The record is from RefSeq and is a predicted model, not a curated record.
GGGGGGUGAGGUGGGUGGCUGAACCCGGAAGUGGGUAGGCGCUGGAGCGAGCGCGCCCAGAGUGGAGUCAGCGGCUAGAGCCAGCGGGGGAGCCCUGGGUUCCCGACCAUGAAACCCUCAGGCACCCCUGUCCAGAAGCUGUUGUCCAAGACAAUCUAGUUUUCCUUUAUGAAUCUCUUAAGACACUUAUGAAGUUUCUUGUUCUGAAAUUGCUGUACUGCAAUGAAGAAAAGGAGAAAGGUUACUUCAAAUCUUGACGAGAAGAUCCAUCUUGGUUAUAAAGAUUCUUCGGAAGGAAAUGUUGCAGUGGAAUGUGACCAAGUGACCUGUACUCACUCUACAGAGAGACCUACAACUGAAGCUCUGCACUGUUAUCAGGAACUUCCUCCCUCUCCAGAUCAGAGAAAGCUUUUGAGUUCUUUGCAGUAUAAUAAGAAUUUGCUAAAGUAUUUAAAUGAUGAUAGACAGAAACAACCAUCUUUCUGUGAUUUACUUAUCAUAGUAGAAGGAAAAGAAUUUAGUGCACAUAAAGUAGUCGUUGCUGUUGGCAGUAGUUAUUUUCAUGCCUGUUUGAGCAAAAAUCCAAGCACUGAUGUUGUCACUCUGGAUCACGUAACACAUUCAGUUUUUCAGCAUUUGCUUGAAUUUCUUUACACAUCAGAAUUUUUUGUGUACAAAUAUGAAAUACCUCUUGUUUUAGAGGCUGCAAAAUUUUUGGACAUUAUAGAUGCAGUAAAGCUGCUAAAUAAUGAAAAUGUUGCCGCUUUUCAAUCAGAGCUAACUGAAAAGUCAUCACCAGAAGAAACACUAAAUGAAUUAACUGGAAGAUUAUCAAAUAAUCAUCAGUGCAAAUUCUGCAGUAGACAUUUUUGUUACAAAAAGUCUUUAGAAAAUCAUUUGGCUAAAACUCAUAGGUCCCUUUUGUUAGGGAAAAAACAUGGGUUAAAAAUGCUGGAGAGAAGUUUUUCUGCAAGAAGAUCAAAAAGGAAUCGGAAGUGCCCUGUUAAGUUUGAUGACACCAGUGAUGAUGAACAAGAAAGUGGUGAUGGGUCAGACAAUUUGAAUCAAGAAAGUUUUGAUAAGGAAAAGUCAGAUAAAAAUGAUUCUGAGGAUCCUGGAAGUGAAUAUAAUGCUGAAGAAGAUGAACUAGAGGAGGAAAUGUCAGAUGAAUACUCUGACAUUGAAGAACAAAGUGAAAAAGAUAAUGAUGCAGAAGAGGAACCUGAGGCUGGUGAUUCUGUAGGAAGCAUUCACGAGGGGUUAACUCCAGUAGUCAUUCAGAACAGUAACAAAAAAAUAUUGCAAUGUCCUAAAUGUGAUAAAACAUUUGACCGAAUAGGGAAAUAUGAAAGCCACACCCGUGUACACACAGGUGAGAAGCCCUUUGAGUGUGAUAUUUGUCACCAGCGUUAUUCGACAAAGUCUAACCUAACUGUUCACAGAAAGAAGCACAGUAAUGAAACAGAAUUUCAUAAGAAGGAGCACAAGUGCCCUUAUUGUAAUAAACUUCAUGCAAGCAAGAAGACUUUAGCCAAGCAUGUUAAGAGAUUUCAUCCGGAAAAUGCACAAGAAUUUAUUUCCAUCAAGAAGACUAAGAGUGAAAGUUGGAAAUGUGAUAUUUGUAAGAAAUCUUUUACAAGAAGGCCACAUUUGGAAGAACAUAUGAUUUUACAUUCUCAAGAUAAACCUUUUAAGUGUACCUAUUGUGAAGAACAUUUUAAAUCAAGGUUUGCACGGUUGAAGCAUCAGGAAAAGUUCCAUCUAGGUCCUUUUCCAUGUGAUAUAUGUGGACGUCAGUUCAAUGACACUGGAAAUUUGAAACGCCACAUAGAAUGUACUCAUGGUGGAAAAAGAAAAUGGACUUGCUUUAUUUGUGGAAAAUCAGUACGAGAAAGAACUACUUUGAAAGAACAUUUGAGAAUCCAUAGUGGAGAAAAGCCUCAUCUUUGUAGUAUUUGUGGACAAAGUUUUCGACAUGGAAGCUCAUACAGGCUUCACUUACGAGUACAUCAUGAUGACAAAAGAUAUGAGUGUGAUGAAUGUGGAAAAACAUUUAUUCGUCAUGACCACCUUACAAAGCACAAAAAAAUACAUUCAGGUGAAAAGGCUCAUCAGUGUGAAGAAUGUGGAAAAUGUUUUGGUCGUAGGGAUCAUCUCACUGUUCAUUACAAAAGUGUGCACCUUGGUGAGAAAGUGUGGCAAAAAUAUAAAGCAACCUUUCAUCAAUGUGAUGUUUGUAAGAAAAUUUUUAAAGGAAAAUCAAGUCUGGAAAUGCAUUUUCGGACACAUUCAGGUGAAAAACCAUACAAGUGUCAAAUUUGCAAUCAAUCUUUUAGAAUUAAAAAAACCUUAACAAAACACCUGGUUAUUCAUUCUGAUGCCCGACCUUUCAACUGUCAGCAUUGUAAUGCAACAUUUAAGCGGAAAGACAAAUUGAAAUACCAUAUUGACCACGUUCAUGGGAUAAAAUCUCCUGAUGAUCCUCUCAGUACUUCUGAGGAAAAACUUGUGUCCCUGCCGGUAGAGUACUCAUCUGAUGAUAAAAUCUUUCAAACAGAAACAAAACAAUAUAUGGACCAGCCCAAAGUUUAUCAACCAGAAGCCAAGACUAUAUUACAGAAUGUAUCUGCUGAAGUGUGUGUUCCAGUAACAUUGGUUCCAGUUCAGAUGCCUGACACUCCGAGUGACCUGGUGCAUCAUACUACCACACUCCCACCAUCUUCUCAUGAGAUUCUGUCACCACAGCCACAGUCAACUGAUUAUCCACGUGCAGCUGAUUUAGCUUUCCUGGAAAAAUAUACUCUUACUCCUCAACCUGCAAAUAUAGUUCAUCCAGUCCGACCUGAACAAAUGCUAGAUCCUAGAGAACAGUCUUACCUUGGAACAUUACUAGGCCUUGAUAACACUACUGCUGUUCAGAAUAUUUCUACUAAUGAGCAUCAUUCAUGAGUAAACAUUCCACAGACUUUAUGAUGGUUAUGUGCUAAAUGGUAGCUAAAACCUGGUGGCUUUUAAGCUAGUAGGGCUGCUAUUUUUUCAUUUUUUGUAGUUUCUCAAGUCCUCAGAACAGUUUCAGAUCAAGAAAACAGUGUGUCUCUGUUGACUGAAUACAUGAAUAUUUGGACAUAAUUUGGCAUAAUAUUCGAAGUAAACAUUUUUGUGAUUUUUUUAAUGGUUAGUGCUAAUUUUUAAUAGGUUCUUGAACUUUUCAGAAUUAGCUACUGAUAUUAUGGGGAUUUUUUUUAAAAUUAUCAGUGGAAAGUUUUAUUCUUUAGCCUUAUAUCUUUUCUUCUUUCCCCAUUUUACAAACAAGUUUAAGAAAGAAUGUAGAAGUAUACUGAUAAUUUCUUAUCCUAACUUAUUUUAUCUACAUUUUUAAUUGAAAUUAAGAAUUUGAAUAUAUAAGAAAGUCUUGGGUAUAUUUGUGAUGUCUUGCCAUCUAUUCAUAACUUCAGGUAUAAUAAUCCUUCAGACUUUUGACAUACUCAAAGCCAGAAGCUAAUUUAUAUAAGAUUAGCAUGUUAAAAGAAAUGUUGGAUUGAAAUGAUAAUCCAGAUAUUCAGGUUUUGCCUUUACUUGAGUUAUUAUGAAUAAUAAAUGCAAACAUUGAUCUACGCAUUAAAUUAUACAAGUUAAAAAUGUGUUAGAUGAAAAAUAUGACAGCCUUAACUAGAUAUCUUCAAGGUAAGUUAACCUUUUGAACUUUUUUUGUCAUUUAUUUCAGGAACAUUAACAAUAUGUCAUAGCUUAUAUCUUCGUCUCAUUAAUGAAGGAGCAGUUAUGACUAAUUAGUGACACAAUUGAAUGCACUACUUUUGAGUUUCAUUUACUUUGACUGAUUGAAAGUGGGAUAAAGAACCUACUUACUUCAUGUAUAAUCAUUAGAAAAGAUGCCAAACAAAUUCAAAAUUUGCACCUACUUUGCUUUAAUUGAAUGAAGCUACUACUUGUUUACAGAUUCACAUACAAUCCAGAUUUUUAUUUUUGCUUUCAUAAUUAGUGGAAUGUUUAUAAUUAUCCUUGAUUCUUAUUUUUGUAUGAGACACAAGUUGAGGACUUGGAGAAAAGAAAUAGCAGUUAACAGUGAAAGCUCACUGAUUGAAUUUGAAGGAAAACAUUGAAAUUAUAGAAUACCUUUAAAGAUAUGCACUUUCCAUAUUUUCAAGUCAAUUUAAACUUACACUAGGAUAAUGUUUCCUAGUAGGAUUGCUUGAGGAUUAGACUGGACAGGGUUGAUUUAUUAUUGAUUUGCCAUUUAUCUGUUAAACUACUGGAAAAUAGCAGUUCUCAAAGUUUUCCAUUUUAAUUUUGUUUACACUCCCAAUUGCUUUAAGCACUUUUUUGUGUGUAAACUGUAAAGUCUGGCAUGGCCCUUGUGAAUAAGAAAAUCACAAAUAAAAUAAUGAACUUUUAGUGAAUAAAAUUUAACCAAUUAGUAAUGGAAGAAACUGAUGAAGCACUUAAGAAAUGAAGGUACUUUAUAGGAAAAUUUGCCAUGUUAGUGAUAAUAAAAACAAAAAAAAAAUGUUGAAAAUUGAAGCAUUUAACCAAAGUAGCUCAUAUAAAUAAUAAAACCAACCUGAGUUUUGCCUCAUUUAUUAAGGUUUAGUUAUAAUUAUCUUAGGACCAGUAGACAUAAUUACUAUAUUAUUUCUUCUUUCUAAAGCAUUCUCAUUUACUUUAUGUGGAAAUGUUAUACCUGGGGUACUUACAUGAUUGAGCUUGACUAUAAGGUACUGUUAGUCUAGUCUUUCAGAUUGACUGUUAAAAAUACAUCUUUAUGAUUUUUAUUAUAAAGACUGACAAGAUUUUAACUAAAAAUCUUAACUAUAAUAAAAAUAAAUCAUACCUAAAAAUAUACUCUGCCUUAUAUAUAAGCUAAUAUAGAAAAUUUGGACUCACAAAAAGGCAAAUGGUAUAUAUAUAUGUGUGUAUGUAUAUGGUAUAUUGUAUAUUUGGUGGCAAAAAAAAGAGGAUAUUGCAUUUUCACAUUGAAAAGAAUACUUUGCUGUUUGAAGGUAUUUACUUUAGGGUUCUUUUAAUAAUGUUCUAAUGUUUUAAAUAUAUGGUAUAAUUGUAGGGAUUGGUUUACAUAGAAUUUUUCUGAGAUACAUCUCUUAUGUAAAGUGAAAUACAAUUGUAUAAUUGUAUUUAGUUAUUAUUGAAGAUAACUUAAACUUGAAUAGUGGUUUACUGUUUUCUAAAAUGCUUUCACUUAUUAUCUCAUUUGAACCUCAUAACCAGCUCUGAAAUAGAAAGGACAUGGUGUAUUUCCAUUUUGUAGAGAAAGAAUCGGAGGUUAAGAUGAAAGGACUCAUUUAAAUUCAUGUGAUCAGUAAGUUGCAGAGUUACCAGUGGAAAAGAAGAAAGGUGGCAUUAAUGGUGGCUUACUAUGUGCCAGGGAUUACAUUCCCUCACUUACCUGUAACCCUGUCUGGUAGGGAGUUUAAUUCUUAUGAAGAAACAACAAAAAGAAAACUAAUCUGCUGCCUUGAAUUUCCAGAAAUAUAAGAAAUUUUGAAAUUGGGAAAACCUCAUGGAUUUGGGCAAACUGAAUGUAUGUAAGCUUUUGCAUUGAGCACAAAAAGCAUAAAAUGAAACCUACUCUUUUCAGUUUACCUUUAUAUAACCCUGUAAUCCAUUUUAUUUUAUAACUAUCCUUAAAAUUUUGACUUAAGUUUAGCCUUAUUGAGAAUUGUUAUUCUAUAAACAUAAUUUAUUGUUUUAAGUUAAUUUUUUAGCAGAUAGCAAUUAGCACUUAGUCUGUAAAUUGAAUAAUUUAUCAAGUGCAGAAAUUUAUUAACCUAAUCGGUUUUGACUUAAAUGCACCAAAGAUUUUUAGUAGGUAUUAAAUAGUCUUAAAAAUUUUAAAUUCUUUGUUGUUUGAAUAAGUAUUUGUCCAAAGAAGCACAGUUGAAGUCCUAGAAAUAUGGGUUUAAAGAAAAAACAAAAACAAAACAAAAAAAUUAGUUUGAAUACUGAGAUUAAGUAUUAAAUGUUUGUGUUUAUAUGUAUAACAAUAAAAGCAGACAAAAAUACUCUGGGAAUAGUAUACUGACAAACCAAUUAUAAGUAAGCAUACUCAGUUUUCUUAAGUUUAAUUGAAUGUUGUUUUUAGUGAAUACUAUCAAAUGCUAAAUAAUCUUAUUUUUUACACUACGUUAUCAAAAUAAUUUUUGCCUUAGAAAUUUUUGGGGGGUUAAGUUGUUAUUUUUAUAUAUAUAAAAAAAACCACCUAUUUUUUGCAGCCUAAAAUACCAUUUGAGAUUAGGAUUUGUUCCUCAUACCAGCAAGACAUAACCAAUAACUAUAAGGUAAUAGUUUUUGCAUACUUUUGAGUAAUUUAGACAUUCAUUGCUGAGAAAAGAGGAGUAGCAAAAGUAGGGUUUUAAAUUGGUGCUUUAGUGAGUGAUUUUCUUUUAAGUGAUGGUAGGUCAUGAAAUAAUUACAAAUGUUCUGUGAAACUUAAAGUGUCCAAACAUGUUUGCAGAGUGACCAUAAAAUAUUAGUUAAGGGCUAAAAAUAAUUAAACAUCAUUCAUUGCUUUUCACUCUAUAAUUGUUAACAAAUUCAAUACAAUUGAACUGGUAUGUUUAUAAGCCUGAAUUUUCUUCUUACCAUAUCAUUCUAAUAUAAUUGAUGAAAAGUCAGAUUUUAAGCAUUAGCUCUUUGACAGUGUCAUUUUAUACCAUCUUUUCUUGACUAUUUUGUGCCUUUUCAAAAUGUUAUACUUGCUUAGUUGAUUCUGCUAGCUAGAUUGUACUGGUUAAUAAAUGAUUUUGUUUUGUUUUGA